Molecule: messenger RNA, 840 nt
Organism: Serpula lacrymans var. lacrymans S7.9
Lineage: Eukaryota; Fungi; Basidiomycota; Agaricomycetes; Boletales; Serpulaceae
Exons: 4
Coding region: 1-840 (279 amino acids)
Source: RefSeq, a predicted model, not a curated record
AUGAAGAUCGCUGUCACGGGUUGCAACGGUCGCAUAGGUCGACGUGUUGUGCUUGGUGCUCUGAAGCUCAAACACACUGUUAUUGGUUUGGACUGUAUCCUAGCUGACGAUACAGAAUUUCGAGAGGACCCGGGCUUUACUUUCCUUCAAGUCGAUCUUAAAGACUUUGACGAAGCGUUGAAGGCAUUUACAGGAUGUGAUGCAAUUAUCCAACUUGCCUCGUUCUCACAUCCAGGAGACUAUAAAACGGCUACUCACAAUAGCAAUGUUGUGAUCACUUGGAAUGUCCUGCGCGCAGCCGCUGAGCUGGGCAUUACGCGAGUCGCUCAAGCAUCAUCCGUCAAUGUCUAUCAUGGGGUAUUCAGCAAGGAGCCUCAAUUUGAAUACUUCCCUAUCGAUGAAGAUCAUCCCUGCCUACCAGACGAACCAUAUGGUCUUUCUAAAGUAAUAGCCGAAAUGCAAGCUGAUACCAUUGUACGUCGGUAUCCAUCGAUUCGAGUUGCCAGUAUUCGUUUGCAUUGGUCCCUUCCAACUCGCGCUCGGGCAUAUCGAAGUAAUAUGGAACGAGCCAAGGGUGAUCUUUGGGGUUACGUUCAGGAGGACUCAACUGCAGAGGCCUUCCUCCUAGCUGUCACCAUGGAGAACGGGAAGUGGUCUGGACAUGAGCCGUUUUUGAUUGUUGCGCCUCAGACGGCAUGUGACAUAGACACAAAAACGCUCAUACGUGAUUAUUGGCCAAAUGUGCCACACAAGGAUGGGUGGGAGGUUAGUGAGGGUACGGGAUUCUAUAACUGUAGAAAAGCGGAGCAGCUUUUAGGAUGGGUACACAAGGACGUGUAG